Messenger RNA from Electrophorus electricus (electric eel), 3176 nucleotides. RefSeq lists its product as uncharacterized. The record is from RefSeq and is a predicted model, not a curated record. Gene Ontology annotation, molecular function: adenylate cyclase activity; guanylate cyclase activity; peptide receptor activity. Gene Ontology annotation, cellular component: plasma membrane. Gene Ontology annotation, biological process: receptor guanylyl cyclase signaling pathway; intracellular signal transduction; cGMP biosynthetic process. NCBI's taxonomy places the organism in Eukaryota, Metazoa, Chordata, Actinopteri, Gymnotiformes, Gymnotidae.
CGAACGUGGCUGCGUGAAUGUACGAAAUGAAGACAUAUUUUACAAAACAAUAACGACAAAAAAACAACUAUUAACUAUUAAGUUCUAUUAACGCGGAGGUGGAUACAUUGCAUAAACAACUUGCAGUCGAUUCAUGUAACAUAGGAUCUCAUGUCAUCCCUGGAACACAUGAAGAAGGACUGUUUCGCCUCUGGGACCUUGUCAUCGACCUCUUUAAAAGGCACUUUAACUAAAAUCCACAGCAGAAAACAUAAGCCUCGAAAAAGAUUUUUACCCAAAGGCCAAGAAGAGACGGAAGGGGAAUGUGAUAUUUGCAGUGUCUCUCUGCCUGGUUGUGGCCAAAGCAAUCGCACAGUUCACAGGAUCCUGGUUGCCUGCGUGGUGUCCUUCCUGGCUCUGUUCUGUGCUGUGGCCAUGGACUUCAGCUUCAGCCUGUCUCGGUGGCAGGCCGCUCAGAGCUGCGCGAGCCAGCUGGUCUCGUGCAGGACUCGUGCUGUGCUCCAACUCACUGCCGAGCUUCAGGCGGCCAGAAACGCCUGCCUGGAGGGAGGGAGUGCUCAUGGUGAGCUCAAGGUGGUCACGGGCUGCCCAUCUGAUGUCCUGUCGCUGGUCAGUAGCCACUGCUCGGGGACAGAAACAGACAGACUGGGGCGGCCAUGUGGCGCAGAGCUCUUCGAGUUUUGUCGGAAGCUUUGGUCCGAUAUUUCGGAGUUCGGCAAUAUGACGUGGAGAGAUGAGCACAGGGGAGGCAAUGGGACCCCUGUUUUCACUCUGGUGAUCGAAAAGAUAUUAGUCUCAUCAGGUGUCAAAGAUGUGGACAUUGGGCUUCUGAAGCACAGUCCAGACUGGGCGGACGUGCUCGCCCUGAAACUUCUCAUUACAUUCCAGGAACUGAACUAUCAAUGGAUGUUGGGUGCUGGUGGACCAGAAUUCCAGCAGGAAUGGUCACAAACAGUGGCUGCUCUGUCAGUCCUCCAGAACAUGUCCGAGAGCUUCCAGAGCUGCUGGAGAGAGAACGCUGAUCUCCACCAAACCAUCCCGAAAGACCUCCGCUUCCUCCUCUUCAUCUACAGGCCUGGCUCCUUUCCAGAAGGAUCCUCCACACUCAUUCACUCCCUGGCCAGUGUGCGGCACUGUUUCCUGACCAAGGCCACGGCCACCCUGGCCCUGAAGUGGCGGGACGUCUCCUCGGGCGUCAGCCUGAAGGUGUGCCUGCUCACCAUCACCUGCGUCAUCUACCCCGUGGUGCUGCUCUCCUUCAAGCAGAUGACGGAGUGGAUCCAGGGCUAUGCGCACAACCUCCGGGAGAAGACGGAGGACCUGAAAACCCAGAGGCGCCUGGCCGAGGAUCUCCUCCACCAGAUGCUGCCCAAGACUGUGGCCAAGCAGCUCCGCAAAAAACAACACGUAGAUGCCGAGAGCUACGAGAGUGUGACCAUUUUCUUCUCUGACAUCGUGGGUUUCACUGCUAUAUCAGCUUCCUGCACUCCACUGCAAGUGGUUGAGAUGCUAAACAACCUCUACAUGUGCUUUGACACACGCAUCGACUCCUACGACGUAUACAAGGUGGAGACUAUAGGUGACGCAUACAUGGUGGUGAGUGGACUUCCAGAGAGGAACGGGGACAGGCAUGCAGACGAGAUCGCCAAGAUGUCCCUGGACCUGGUGGCGGCUGUGAGACAGGUGGCCAUACCCCACAUGCAAAGUAAACGCCUUCAGCUCAGAGCUGGCAUACACACAGGCCCAUGUGUAGCCGGUAUUGUGGGCUACAAGAUGCCCAGGUACUGCCUGUUCGGAGACACUGUAAACACCGCCUCCAGAAUGGAGUCCACCAGUCUGCCUCAGAAGAUCCAUACGAGCUCAGCAACAUACCUGGCUCUGAUGAAGGACAAUGCAUAUGAGCUCCAACUAAGGGGAGAGAUUGAGGUGAAGGGCAAAGGAAAAAUGAACACCUAUUGGCUGAUUGGUCACAAAAAUUACAGUGUCCAGAACGACAGUCUGGUCUGCCACUGGAACCCCAACCUCUCCAGAAAGAAGAAGGCACUGAUAGGGAGCAGCGUCUCCGUGGGCAAUUCUAGUGUGAUGGUGCAGAGCGGAAGCACCACGCCGGUCCCUGCGGCCGAGCCUCGGCCCAGGCUGGAGGGCUUUGAGGGCACCGUGUGCGUGUCGGCCCAGGUGGAGAGCCAGCCGGAUGGCUACGGAGCACCAGGUUCUGGGGUUAGCCCGUUGCAGGGUGAGGAGGGCGGCUUUGGCCCACACAGCCACGGAGAGGCGCUACUGCCAGGCCUGGUGCCACACUGCUAAACUGGAAUGACUUAAAAAAAAUACCCAUGGCUUUUUCUAUUGGAUUUCUGAACAUGGAUCCAUGAGGUAAUGCCUCUUAUGCAUACACGUUCUGCUUGAUGACUAUUAUAAACAUAUGACACAUGAAAGGUGCUUCAGUCAGGAACGAGAAUAGAGGCUCAAAUGAUUUGUUUGUUUUUUUGUUUUGUUUUCUAGGCAUGCCCUCUAUUUCUGGAAUAACCAGAAGUAUAGCAGGAUCAGUGCCAAGCACAAAAGCACCAGCUAUUAUUGUGUUUCUACCUUGAAUUGCCAUACCCUCCGUUUUAAGCAUUGCCAUCAACUGAACUGCAGUAGCUCAUCUCAAACUGACUGGGGGGAGAAAAAGCUCUUUAUUUAGUCACGCGCAGUGAGUGAACAUUAUCCCAGGGAGCACACACCACAGUCAUUGUGAUGAAUACGUAAGACACACUGGCUUCGAGCGUGGGCCACAUACUGUAAAUGUAAAUGUGUAGGGAAAAAAAAGUUCAGUUUUAAAAGAUCCGUGGCUUCACCAAGCUGGUGUUUCUGCUGGUAAGCCCAAACAGUGAAUCAUUUUGUCCUGGAGUGCAUAGAUCUAAUUUAAAACUACAGUAUACCUUUAGCCAUUUUGCUUUGCUUCUAAGCUUUAUGCUGCCUGUUGAUUGGCUAUGAUGCUAUUUUCGACUGUGCAAUGAACAUUGUUUCUUUUAUCUAUUAGCCACUGUGGGUGUGUUUAUCCUGUUCUUUUAUUUUUUCUAAAUUAAGUGAUUGUCAUCCUUUCCAUACAUAUAACAGAGCUAGUUCAUCAAAAUGGCCAUUCGUUGUGUCUUUUGUUUAGAACCUUCUAGAAGACUUAUUAAAUGCGUAGAAACGAC